AUGCCCGACAUUGAUAGAGUGCUUGCUGAAAUGAAGGGCGAAGCGGGGGAAAACUAUUCGGGUUCUAUGCGACAGUUUCGGAGUCUAGUAAACUCGGCUCCGGAGUCGCUAUUCAAUGACUCCUCUUCUACGAGCAGCGUAGCAAACGCUAUGCCUAGCUCUCUGCCGGCUCGAAGAAGCCAUGGCCUAGUCAGGACGAGGUCAGACCCGUUUAAGCCGAAUACUACGACAACUCUCUUACCUCAGUCUGAGAGUGACUAUACUCAGCGUAUGGGAAUUCGAUGGGCUCCGUUAAAUAUCAGCCUUAAACGCCGGCUUCAGACCCUCGUCGUCCUCCUUCAUACCAUUUCGAUCGCAUUUUGCUUGAUGUCUUUCUUUUUCUGCUGCGCCAUCCCCUUAUUCUGGCCCAUCCUAUUCCCAUACGUGGUUUAUAUAUCACUGUUCUCCAAGGCUGCAACAGAUGGUAGGCUUUCAAGGAGAAGUAACUUCAUUCGGUCCCUGCCCAUUUGGAAGCUUUUUGGCUCGUACUUCCCGGCUCGCCUUCACCGAACAGUCCCUCUCCCGCCAACUAGGAAGUAUAUUUUUGGCUACCACCCACAUGGAAUUAUUUCUCAUGGAGCAUUCGUGGCCUUCGCUACUGAAGGACUGGGCUUUUCAAAGCUCUUCCCGGGAAUCACAAAUACCCUGCUUACCCUGGACUCCAAUUUCCGACUUCCUUUCUACCGAGACUGGGCAUUAGCAAUGGGAUUAGGUAGCGUAUCCCGUGAAUCCUGCGAAAAUAUCCUUUCAAAGGGUGGAAUGAAUAAAGAAGGCAUGGGCCGUGCAAUUACCAUUGUGAUAGGUGGUGCGCGAGAAUCUCUUGAUGCCCAGCCACAUACCCUCCGACUGAUCCUGCGCCGACGAAAGGGGUUUGUCAAGCUUGCAAUCCGCACUGGCGCAGAUCUUGUUCCUGUCCUCGCAUUUGGUGAAAACGAGCUGUAUGAGCAGGUGAAGUCAGACCAGCAUCCGCUCAUCCACAGGUUCCAGAUGCUGCUUAAAAGCUCAAUGGGUUUCACUAUCCCACUUUUCCAUGCUCGAGGUGUCUUCAAUUAUGAUGUUGGCUUGAUGCCGUAUCGCAGACCAUUGAACAUCGUUGUUGGUAGGCCAAUUCCAGUCAUCCAGCAGACUGAUAGGAGCAAGGUCGAAGACUCGUAUAUCGAUGAAUUGCAUGAAAAGUACAUUCAAGAAUUGGAAAAGAUGUGGGAUGAAUGGAAGGAUACUUUUGCUCCUGGCCGUAUCUCCGAACUCGAGAUCGCUUCUUGA
This is a messenger RNA of Trichophyton rubrum CBS 118892, 1302 nucleotides long. RefSeq lists its product as uncharacterized. The transcript is spliced from 2 exons. Gene Ontology annotation, molecular function: diacylglycerol O-acyltransferase activity. The coding region runs from base 1 to 1302 and encodes 433 amino acids. Gene Ontology annotation, cellular component: endoplasmic reticulum membrane. The record is from RefSeq and is a predicted model, not a curated record. Gene Ontology annotation, biological process: triglyceride biosynthetic process. Lineage: Eukaryota; Fungi; Ascomycota; Eurotiomycetes; Onygenales; Arthrodermataceae.